Messenger RNA from Clonostachys rhizophaga, 621 nucleotides. The record is from the annotation of a GenBank genome assembly. NCBI's taxonomy places the organism in Eukaryota, Fungi, Ascomycota, Sordariomycetes, Hypocreales, Bionectriaceae.
AUGCGUGAGUGCGCCUCAUGCGGCCGCGACUUGCCUCGCUCGUCGUACACCGCCAAUCAAUACACAAAAGGCGCAGGGAUCUCGCGAUGUGCAGCUUGUGUUCACGGCUACAGAUCUGAUACCCCGCGAGCGACACAGUCGGCCAGCGGUCGAUACAAUGAUUCGUCAAGAUGCGAGGUGCCAUAUGAUGAGCUGGACGAUCCAUUCAGCGAGGGAUCCUUCCGCUACGUCGCCAAAGGGAGGUAUACAUCUGGUCCGCGUCGAGGCCAGGCAAGUGUCGUCAAAUGGUUCAAAACAGGCGCUGUCUUCGAGUCGGACUACUUCACCCUUGACAUCAAGGCGGUAGACAAGGCGCUCGAGAUUGUGGAUCGUUUCAACGACCUAAACAUUAUCAACAAAAACGUCAAGAUCAACGUGCCUGCGGUAUGGACAUUUGAUGAUGAAGCCGGCGAGUGGGCGGGCACGAAGCAUUUGUGUGAACCGUUCAUCAACAAUUAUGUCAAGUUCAACAGCAACAGUGGCUGGUUCAAUGAUUCGGGAUCAUGGGGGGAGGUGAUGCAAGCGCUCAGUCACUUCAGCUACCACGUGUCCGGAGGCUUCUUCGUCCUUUGUGACCUUUAA